AUGCAAACACUGUGUGUGAAACAUUUGUAUAAUGAUACAGUUGAUGACAGUGAUUCUAGGAGAAGAGUAUGUUAUGUUAUAGUAGGAAAUCAAAGUAUACAAGUAAAAUCAACAACACCUACUACUACACAUAUGAUUACAACAUCGGUUACCACUUCACAUGUGGAAACAACAACCCCUACAACUACACAUGUACCAACAACAACGCCUACCAUUACACAUGAACCAACAACCUCGCCUACCAAUACACAUGAACCAACAACUUCGCCUACCACUACAAAUUUACAAACAACAACGCCUACCACUACACAUAUGAUUACAACAACCUCUACUACGCCAGUUGCAUCAAGUCCUGAUAUUACGAGCAAUCCUACAACACUUUUUACCAUUACACAGGUUACUAGAACAACUGCACAGAACACAUCAAUAGCACCAACAACCCAAUUUGCUAGUUCAGUAUCUGCAAGCCAAAACGCCCAAGCAACAUGCAGUGAUAAACCUGGAGUAAAUUGUACUGUCCUAAUGGUAACCAAUAUUUGUUCUACAGCUGUAGCCAAUACCUUAUGUACCAGAUCGUGCAAUCAUUGUCCUCCUUGUGAAGAUAAACCGGAAGUAGAUUGCACACUGUUUGUUGCCAGCAAUAUCUGUAAUGUACCAACAGCAAAGAUCUACUGUGCAAAGACUUGCAAGCACUGUAUGCCAGUUGAUGUUGUAAAUGGACCUCCAGUUGGAUAAACCUAUCUGGUCAAUUAGGCCUUCACUAUUUUCAAUUCUUUGUUAAUAAAUAAA
Messenger RNA from Mytilus californianus (California mussel), 789 nucleotides. Its product is annotated as integumentary mucin C.1-like. The coding region runs from base 1 to 735 and encodes 244 amino acids. The record is from RefSeq and is a predicted model, not a curated record. The transcript is spliced from 4 exons. Lineage: Eukaryota; Metazoa; Mollusca; Bivalvia; Mytilida; Mytilidae.